AUGAGUAUUUCAUUCGAGGAAGCAUUAGCUAAGGUUAAUGGAAGUGAAUCAUUCAAGAAAAUUCAACAACUAUAUCCUAAUAUUGGAUUUGAAUAAGAAAUUUUGGGCAACCCAGAGUUGGGAGAGCAAAUCAGAUCUGCCUGCUCAAACUAAUAACUCACCAUUGAAGAUCCAAGAAAGGUUUCUGAUGCCCCAAAACUUGACGAAGAUUUCUCUAAAUACUUCGUGAUUAACAACCUUCCAAUCUGUGAUGCAGAUAAGUCAAAGAAACUUAUCCAACUGCUUAUUAAGCUUUAUCAAAAGAAAGAGAUUACAUUCAGUGAGGCUGAUAUAACUAUGCCUUUGAAUGAAUAAGGCAUGACUGAGGGAGUUGCCUUCUUUUUAGCCUCAUCAGAGGAGAAAGCUAAGUUAGCUGCUGCAAUAAUGAACAACUAUCAAUUCGAUAAGAAGCAUUUGCUCAGUGCAAGUCAAAUCAAUGACUUUGAAAAGAUCAUGCAAGCCAAGGAUCUAGCCUCAGGUCCAAAAAGCUCAUCACUUAUUGAUUUAAGAGACCCAAUGCUAGAUACAAAGAGAGAGCAAUUCCUGUUCUAACUAAGCAAAGAUGUUCAUAUCAAAUGGCAUUAGAUUCAUGAACAGACAAGCAGCCGCAAUGUGAUAGAAAAUGUGUUAUAAAGUGACAGACCAGUGCUAUGGAGUCCAAAGGGUACUUACUUGAUUGUCAUCAAACACGACAAAGUUGAGUUCCACGGAGGUAAAGAGAUGCAACCAAUCAUUACCAUCCCAGAGCCUAAGGUUGAAAAUGUUAGCAUGUCUCCAUGUGAGAAAUUCGUAUUGACCUAUGCCCCUACUCAAAAGAGCCCAUACGUUGUUUGGGAUUUCUAGCUAGUCGAGCAAAUCAGAGACUUUGACCAAAAGACAGGAGAAAGUUUCCAAACUUAUCAAUGGUCUCACGAUGGUCAAUAUCUUGCAAAGAAAUUCAUCCAAGAAAUUAAAAAGGAGGGUUCAGAUGAAGUAGAAAAGGAGAAGAGAGGUCUCUCGGUCUACAAAUUGCCAGGUAUGGAAUUGAUUGCUACUGAUGAAGGUGUUAAGAAGUCGAUCACAGUCGAUGGAAUCGAAGACUGGGCUUGGGCUCCCCACAAGAACAUCAUUGUCUACUCCUGCUUCCCCUCAGACGACAACCAACACCCCAGAAUCGGGUUCCUUGAAAUCCCUUCAAGAAGAACGACCAUCAAGACAUUCGCAUCAUCAAAGAGAUUCGUGCUCUACUUCCACCCACAGGGAGACUACCUUGCAGUAAUGAACGAGUAUCAGCAGAAGAAGACUACCAAGUACAGCGUGGAGUUGUUCGACACUAAAAAGAACUCAUUCCCUCAUCAGCAGAUUCUCGUCAACAGAGACGUUCUUGAGUUCACUGCUAUCAUUUGGGAGCCUAAUCACUCAAAAAUGGCAGUGCACACCCUCUCCAAGAGAAUAGUAGAAGCUGGAAAGAAAGACUACACUCUUGACGCAAAGAGAAACGGAGUUGAUAUCUAUGAGAUGAUUGAUGACCCAAUCAAGGGAUUCAUCACCAGGACCAUUGGAUUCCUGCCCAGCGAGAAAGUCACCAAGUUCAGCUUCUCAGGCUCUGGUGAUAUCUUCACUGUCUUUGAGCAAGAGCCAAAGAAUGCCUCAGUAUCAUUCUAUAUGAUUCUGAAGUAACAACCAGAAAACGUUGGCCCAGCUCAGCCAGUAACAAAGAAAGGACUUAGUUCUUAAGUUAACAAGUUACAGAGCACUGAGGAGAAGUACGAAUUCAAGAAGACUGCUAAAUAAGACAUCUAUGAGACUAAAUUCGAGGAUGUUUGGGAUCAAACUGGAAGAUAUCUUGCAAUCUAUGGAGUCAAGAGAAGUCCCUUGGACAAGACUGUGAAGUCACUAAAGUUCUACAACAUCUUCGGAGAGGCUCUUGGCAGCUACGACUAACUCCAAAACCUUCAGCAGUUCAAGUGGAGACCCAGACCUCAGGGAGUGCUGAAGCAAAAGGACAUCACUAAGCUGAAGAGUGAGUACAAGACUAAGUUCCUCAAGAAGUUCAAGGAAGAGGAGAAGAGUGAGAAGAAGGAAGUUAACAAUGUCGUUAAGGAGUCUAAGAAGAAGAUCAGAGAUGAAUUCCUUUCUAAGUUCUUUAUGCCACUCAGGAAAGAGUUCGAAGAACAGAUUGACAAGUACGAGCAACUCUGGCCCAUCAAAGAGAAAGACAUGCACAGUCAAGAGGUUGAAAUUGAGAUUAUCUAUGCUUUUGACAGUGUGCUAAGGGAAACCAAGAUUAACUGA
This is a messenger RNA of Stylonychia lemnae, 2313 nucleotides long. NCBI's taxonomy places the organism in Eukaryota, Ciliophora, Spirotrichea, Sporadotrichida, Oxytrichidae. The record is from the annotation of a GenBank genome assembly.